ACACCUGGGGAGCGCCGUGGGUGACAUGUACCACGACUGCCAACGCAGUGACUCCACUGAGGCAGAACUUCGGUCUCCAGCACGUCAACCAUAACCUCACAGUCUUUGUUCUUGGUGGUUUUGUUUCAGGUUUGGCACUUGAACUUAUUUGGUGACUCAUCCUGACUGCAGUAACCAGGCUGCCCUUUGAGUCUCGCUGCACCGCGCAGGGCUGAGAUGGACCUUGUUCUCAAAGCCGCGGACCAUUACUUUUUCACGCCGCAUGUCUACCCGGCGUCCUGGCCCGAGGAUGAUAUCUUCCGGCAGACCCUCAGCCUCCUGAUCGUAACAAACCUCGGGGCUUAUGUCCUCUACUUCUUCUUUGCCACGCUGAGCUACUAUUUCGUGUUUGACCAUUCAUUAAUGAAACAUCCACAGUUUUUAAAGAAUCAAGUGUCGCGGGAGAUCAGGUACACCAUCUGGGCCCUGCCCUGGAUGAGCCUUCCCACCAUCUCCCUGUUCCUGCUGGAGAUCAGAGGGUUCAGCAAGCUCUACGACCACCUGGGGGAGUUCCCGUACGGCUGGUUGGAGCUGGUUGGUAGCGUCGUGUCCUUCCUCUUCUUCACCGACAUGCUGAUCUACUUCAUCCACCGAGGCCUGCACCACCGACUGUUAUACAAGAACAUUCACAAGCCGCACCACAUCUGGAAGGUGACCACUCCGUUCGCAAGCCACGCCUUCCACCCCGUGGACGGCUUCCUCCAGAGCCUGCCCUACCACAUCUACCCCUUCGUCUUCCCGCUCCACAAGGUGGUCUACCUGAGUCUCUACGUCCUGGUCAACAUCUGGACCAUCUCCAUUCACGACGGGGAUUUCCGGGUCCCCCGGGCCUUGAAGCCGUUCAUUAACGGCUCGGCGCAUCACACCGACCACCACCUGUUCUUUGACUAUAACUACGGACAGUACUUCACCUUGUGGGAUAGGAUUGGGGGCUCGUUCAAAAAUCCGUCCGCCUUUGAGGGGUCGGGACCCCUUAGUUACGUGAAGAAGAUGGCAGAAGGGAAGUGCAGCGGCUCUGUGGAGAACAAGGGUGACCAUGACGGAAAACGCCACGGAGGGUCUUCAAAGGCUGAGUAGGCGGGCGCCCAGCUUGUCUUAAAGACCUCACACAGCCCAGCAAAAUCAGUACUGAGAAUCAGCAUGGUGUGUACUGCUGGUGGAGUGGCCGCGAUGGAAGAUUCCAGGAGCCCCGCGAUUUUACCUCACGCUUGAUAUGGCAGACGCCGGUGCAAGGGGUGCGGUGUCCGGGCCUCCACCGGCUCCUUUGCCUUCCGGUGCUCAUAUCCAUUCAGAGAAAUUCACCGAGCUUAACGCGCCACACUGAGCACCAAGGAAUAGCCAAGCAAUACUAAUAAUGGAAAGAUGGCGGCUUGCUUGCCGAGGGACUCGUUCCUUAGUGCUGGCUUAUAUUUAGGGCUUUGUUUAAAUGGGAACAUCAGUCUGAAAACAAAUCUGAUCUGUUAGCUGCCAUGGCAGUGACUUACUAAACAGCAGGAAGAAUAAGAUUACCAUCUUCCUGUACACACACACACACACACACACACACACACACACACACACGCACGCCUUAUUCUCUAAGGGACAUGGUUCCCAAUGAAUAUUGAUGAAUAAAUUGGAAUCUUUUAAAAGGUAUCAACUCAGCCAUGAUUUGAUAUUGAUAGUUAUCAUUUAAAAAUCAUUAUUUAAGCAGCAUAAAAAUGUGAAUCUGUGUAUUCCUAGCUAGGGAAUUGUGAUACUCAUAUAUUUUACAUUACUUAUUUUUAAAUUAAAUCGAUGCACUGCACUUUUGAAAUAUUUCCAAAUGACAAACCUGAUGGGUGUUGUUUUCUUUAUCAUGAAGGAAAUAAUUGCCAAAUAUUUAGGUCUCUGAAUCUCAUUCAAAAGAGAUUUAGCCCCAAUGGCUCCACUAAAUGAUUUAAUGACUACUUGCUAAAGAACUAUUUUGAGUUGUGAUAUAAGUGUACUGGGAAGAAACAUGUAGCAUAAAGGUAUUCCAUUAGCUAUUUGUAAAACUCAAUAAAAGGUGAUCAUGACUCAUUACAGUCUGCCAGUUCAAGGUAA
Molecule: messenger RNA, 2100 nt
Organism: Perognathus longimembris pacificus (Pacific pocket mouse)
Lineage: Eukaryota; Metazoa; Chordata; Mammalia; Rodentia; Heteromyidae
Gene: Sc5d
Product: sterol-C5-desaturase
Exons: 5
Coding region: 217-1116 (299 amino acids)
Molecular function (GO): oxidoreductase activity; iron ion binding
Source: RefSeq, a predicted model, not a curated record